UGGUCGCUCAGCGUCCGGCCCGAGCUGCCGCGAGUUCCAGGGAGCCUGAGCUCGGCUCCUCCACCGAGGGGGUCUUUGUUCCCGUAGGCGUCCCCGCCCCACUGCUCCCGCCGCAAAACCUGUUUGCGAAGUAUCAACGGCAUGUCCUGCUGGGAGAUGUCCAGUCUUGGGUCGCGAUGGAGCGGGGCGAGCUUUCACACACCUGAAAGAAGAGAAUGUCAAGACGCAGUAGCCGUUUACAAGCUAAGCAGCAGCAGCAACCCCAGCCCAGCCAGACGGAUUCCCCUCCAGAAGCCCAGAUAAUUCAGGCCAAGAAGAGAAAAACAGCCCAGGAUGUCAAAAAAAGAAAAGAGGAGGUCACCAAGAGACAUCAGUAUGAGAUUAGGAAUUGUUGGCCACCUGUAUUAUCUGGAGGGAUCAGUCCUUGUAUAAUCAUUGAAACACCCCACAAAGAAAUAGGAACAAGUGACUUCUCCAGAUUUACAAAUUACAGAUUUAAAAAUCUUUUUAUUAAUCCUUCACCUUUGCCUGAUUUAAGUUGGGGAUGCUCAAAUGAUGUUUGGCUAAACAUGCUAAAAAAAGAGACUAGAUAUGUUCAUGACAAACAUUUUGAAGUUCUGCAUUCUGACCUGGAACCACAGAUGAGGUCAAUACUUCUAGACUGGCUUUUAGAGGUAUGUGAAGUAUACACACUUCAUAGAGAAACAUUUUACCUCGCACAAGACUUUUUUGACAGAUUUAUGUUGACACAAAAGGAUAUAAAUAAAAAUAUGCUUCAGCUCAUUGGAAUUACCUCAUUAUUCAUUGCUUCCAAACUUGAGGAAAUCUAUGCUCCUAAGCUCCAAGAGUUUGCUUAUGUCACUGAUGGUGCCUGCAGUGAAGAGGAUAUCUUAAGAAUGGAACUUAUUAUAUUAAAGGCUUUAAAAUGGGAACUCUGUCCUGUAACAGUCAUCUCCUGGCUAAAUCUCUUCCUCCAAGUUGAUGCUCUUAAAGAUGCUCCUAAAGUUCUUCUACCUCAGUAUUCUCAGGAAAAGUUCAUUCAAAUAGCUCAGCUUUUAGAUCUGUGUAUUCUAGCCAUCGACUCAUUAGAAUUCCAGUACAGAAUCCUGGCUGCCGCUGCCUUGUGCCAUUUUACCUCUAUUGAAGUGGUUAAGAAAGCCUCAGGUUUGGAAUGGGACAACAUUUCUGAAUGUGUAGACUGGAUGGUGCCUUUUGCCAGUGUAGUAAAAAGUACUAGUCCUGUGAAGCUGAAGAUUUUUAAGAAGAUUUCUAUGGAAGACAGACACAAUAUCCAGACACAUACAAAUUAUCUGGCUAUGCUGGAUGAAGUAAAUUAUGUAAACACCUUUCAAAAGGGGGGACAGUUGUCACCAGUGUGCAGUGGAGGCAUUAUGACACCACCGAAGAGCACUGAAAAACCACCAGGAAAAUACUAAUGAAGGUUAACUAAGCAAACAAGUUGGAAUUGACCAUUGGUAGAAUUUCCUAGAACUGAACUACUAAAGUUUUCAGGAAAAUAGUGCUAUGACUGUCCUAGCCAAUUCAGAAGUUUCACUGCCAUUCUUUGAUUUUAAAAAACCACUUAAAAUUGGCAUUAAGGAAGAAAUUCCUACAUUAGCUGUUUAAACAGCGGGACUUGUUUACAAAGAUGACUUCAUUCCCAAGGUGACUGGAUAGAAGAUAGCCACGCUUUAUGCCAUAAUUUUUUUUUUUUUGAUCCAGUAUUACUGUGUUAUCGUGAUAAACUAAGAAUUUUAUCAUUGGAGUUUUAGACUAGGUAAGUGCCACCUUAAAGGCGACAUUAAUACAAUACUUUGAAUCUAGUUUUUAGAUUCUCAAAAUUCAUAUUGUCUUGACUAGUGCAAUUUGGUUUUUGAAAAUAAAAUUUAAACUUGUUUACAAAGA
Felis catus (domestic cat) is the source of this 1905-nucleotide messenger RNA. It is a transcript of the gene CCNE2, whose product is annotated as cyclin E2. The coding region runs from base 216 to 1436 and encodes 406 amino acids. Lineage: Eukaryota; Metazoa; Chordata; Mammalia; Carnivora; Felidae. The record is from RefSeq and is a predicted model, not a curated record. Gene Ontology annotation, cellular component: nucleus; cyclin E1-CDK2 complex; cyclin E2-CDK2 complex. Gene Ontology annotation, biological process: regulation of cyclin-dependent protein serine/threonine kinase activity; G1/S transition of mitotic cell cycle. Gene Ontology annotation, molecular function: cyclin-dependent protein serine/threonine kinase regulator activity. The transcript has 12 exons.